This is a messenger RNA of Chara braunii, 2102 nucleotides long. The record is from the annotation of a GenBank genome assembly. Lineage: Eukaryota; Viridiplantae; Streptophyta; Charophyceae; Charales; Characeae.
GCCGAAAGAUGCAAAGGUGGCUAGUAUAAGGGACUGGCCACGACCUCAGACUAUUACUGAGGUCAGAUCUUUCUUAGGAAUGUGCGGUUACUAUAGGAACUUCGUGAAGAAUUACUCUACAAUCGCCUCUCCUUUGACUGAUCUCACUCGACUUGACACACCGUGGGAGUGGAGUGACGAGUGUGAGGCUACUUUCAAGCGAUUGAAGCAUGCCCUCAUGAAUCAUGAGGUUCGCAUGGUGCCCGAUCCUCAGAAGCCUUUCAUUGUGACCACUGACACAAGCCAAUACAGCAUUGGCGCAGUGCUGGCUCAGCAAGAUGGGAAGAUGAGACCGAUAAAGUAUAUGAGCAAGAAAAUGCCAUCAAAGAAACUGGCAAAGUCCACCUACGAAAGGGAACUCUAUGCCCUCUACAAGGCACUUGUCUAUUGGAGGCACUUUCUGUUGGGGCGGUUUUUCUAUUUGAGAACUGACCAUCAAACCCUCAAAUGGAUCAAGACUCAACCUACUCUUUCUGAUGCACUCAAGCGUUGGAUUGAGGUCAUAGAUCAGUAUGACUUCAAGCUGGAGUAUCUGAAGGGAGAGUACAACAAGGUUGCGGAUGCGCUGGCACGUAGGGCAGACUACCUAAGGGCGCUAGUUUCCAAAUUUGGCGUAUCUGAGGAAGUAACUCAAUCAUUGAUGGGAGCCUAUCAGGAAGACCCUGUCACGAUGGAUAUCAUACGCAAACUGCAGGGGAAAGAUAAGGCCACAGAAGAUGAGUUUGUGAUCGUGAACGGCCUACUCUUUCUUGAAAAGGACGGGUUCAAAAGGAGUGGGAAGAGGCACAUCUUCGUCGUAGUUGACAGGUUUACCAAGUAUGUGAGACUAAUAGCCAUGUCGAAAACAGCAAGGACUGAGCAUGUCAUCAAGUUAUUUAUGGACAACUGGUUGUGUGACUUUGGGCUGCCUAAGACCAUCGUUAGUGAUAGAGAUGUCCGCUUUACAAGUGAGUUCUGGAAGAAGACUGCUGAACAGAUGGGCAAUCAACUUCAGAUGGCUUCAGGGAAUCAUCAUAAAGCCAACGGACUGACCGAACAAAUGAACCGGGUUGUAAAGCAUCCGCUGAGGCAUUACAUAAAGCCCAGCCAGGAUGACUGGGAUGAGAAAUUGCCUCUCAUCGCCAGCCUGUAUAACAACGCCGUGCACAGCACUACUGGCGUCAGUCCAAAUCAGUUGCACUUCGGAUGGAAGCCUAGAUCUGCCCUAGACUUCCUCCUGCCAGAAAACCGACCUGUUGCAACACUUGGAACCAUGGAAUACGGUGUCCAGUAUGAGAAGUUGCUGCAGCAAGUUGUCGAGCACAUCAAGAAAUCCCAGGAAGUCAUGAUUGCUUCUGAGAACAAACAUCGUCGACAAUCCACAUUUCAGGUCUUGGAAAAGCCAAGAGAGGCUAACUUCAAGAUCAAUGCGAAGAAGUGCAAGUGGGCCAAGACACAAGUCUUGUACUUGGGCCACAUCUUAGACGGAGAUGGCAUUAAGCAAGAGGACAGCAAAAUAGCGAUGAUUAGAGAUUGGCCGACAACCCGCACACUAGCAGAGUUGCGGUCGUUCCUAGGUCUGACUAACUACUACAGGAAGUUCGUGAGGAACUUUUCGAAUAUCGCCGCUCCCCUUCGCCAGUUGCUAAAGAAAGCAACAAUCUGGCAGUGGGACAAAGAUUGUACGUCCGUGCUCAAGAAGUUUAAGCGCACGUUGAUAGAGUACCCUGUCCUCAAAGUAGCAGAUCCGUCUUUGCCAUUUGUCGUCACCACGAACGUGAGUCAGCAUGGUAUAGGCGUCGUGUUACAGCAAGACGGCGACAAUGGCUACAGACCCGUAGAGUUCAUGUCAACGAGGAUGCCCUCAAAGAAGGUAAGUACCUCGACUUACGAGAGAGAACUCUACGCUCUCAGGCAGGCCUCAGAACACUAGAAGCAAUACCUGCUUGAGAGGCACUUCAAAGUGUAUGGGAGGCACUUCAAAGUGUAUUCACACCACGAGACUCUUACGUGGCUGAAGACACAAGCCAAAAUGACACCUAAGUUAACUAGGUGGGCCACUGAGAUAAACCAGUACGACUUUG